Molecule: messenger RNA, 1011 nt
Organism: Babesia bigemina
Lineage: Eukaryota; Apicomplexa; Aconoidasida; Piroplasmida; Babesiidae
Exons: 1
Coding region: 1-1011 (336 amino acids)
Source: RefSeq, a predicted model, not a curated record
AUGGUGUACAAUUCGUUGACUGAAGCUCCUCGCAACCUCAAGGAGGGCAUUGACUGGCUGAUAGCAUUGAGAGGAACGGAUGCGAAAAAAAACAUAAUUGCUUUGGGUUCUGCAGUCUACGAUUUGCUUGCUGACGCGCCUGUAGGCAAUAUGAAGCUGCCAACUCUCGAAGAAGUUAAACUUAUUACAAAGGAGUUUUUAGAGAAGCCGGAGAUUAAGGGCCGGUGGUUCGCAAGCAGGUUGCUACAAAAAUUUAAUGAGCCAAGACGAACACCAAAUCUACACUUUAAACGCCUCUUUAAUAAAUACAAGAGCGAUUAUCACAACGUUGUGCAAAAAAAGGAAUUACAGCGCAAAGACAUGGGAUUGUACUUGGGCCGCGUUGUGUAUGGUUGUGACACACUGGUGAAACAUAUGAAAGUUCCUGACCAAUACGAGUCGGCUUACAGUUCAGAAGCGUCAUGGGAUGCGUCGUGUAGUCGGCACCCAGCAGCCUGUGCAGUGGUAUUCGUGGGCAUUGCACCUAUGUUAUAUGCAGGUCUAUACUCAUUGAAGUAUGUGACAUCAAUUGCACUUACCAACGAGUCGAAUAAUACGGUGAGGGAGCGUCUGGCUGAACUCUUAAGUGCAGUUGGUUAUGACGAGUCGUACAGGCGCCCCCGGAUGAAAAUUUCAUAUAUAUUCGAGGCGUUAAAAGACGUCGAUAAAGAUGUGUUGGACAUACUCUACGACUUCUCAGGAUUCUGGGCUUUCUAUGGACUGGAAAGUAGUGUAUCUGAAGGUGAAACAUCUGAGGAAACGACAGUACGUACAAAAACUCGCAAGUUCUACAUGGGACAAAUGAUAAAACAUGGGAUACCAGGGGUUGACGUGGACAUGGGUUUACUACAUGCUUGGAAUACCAAACAUAAUAAUAAGCCCAGCAAGAUACACAAUGCGCUCGGGUCGGGUAACAUGUAUUACCCCGGUACGCCCACAGUAUCUGAUUUAGGAGCGGCUAUUCCACUUUGA